UGGGUUUGAUUGUUACUUUUAGCUUUAUCUGCCGACACAAAAUCCAGGCCAUAAAGGGUCACAACUACUGCUCUGCUUAAGACACUCAAACUCAACACAGCUUUGAGCUUCUUUUCUUCCUCAACGCAAAGUCUUUUUCUCUUGGUUUUUGUCACUAACUAGUAACAACGUCCAUGGACUGUUGCCGGAAUGUCUCUGUCUCCGGUGAGUACCACCACCAGCAAGAGCAAGUGCAAGUGCAAGUGCUUUCUCCUCCUUGCUCCAAGCUUGGUUCUUUAACUAGUACCACUACUACUCAUGCCUCUUUUGACGACCUUUUCCCCGCUCAAAACACGGAGGUGGAUGUGAGCUUGGAAUGGCUGUCAAUUUUUGUGGAGGACUGUUUUUCAAGCACAGGGAACUGUCUUCCAGCUACAGCUGUUCCCAAAACAAGUGUUGAAAAUGGAAGUACAAAAACACCAAAACCCUCAAAACCCUUGUUGCGGAAUAAUAAGCUCCAACAAACCCCACCUUCUUUACAGAAGUUUGUAGUUCCAGGCAAGGCCAGAAGCAAAAGAAAGAGAUCACCACCAGCUUCCAUUUCCAAAGAUAAACCUUUAAUUUUUCACCCGUUCACCACCUGGAGUAGUACUCACCACAACCAACUCCUUAACUUGCCCACCUCAGACUCUCCUUUGCUCCACCACCACCAGGCCUAUUGGCUGGCUGACAGUCAACUCAUUGUCCCCAAAAAAGAAUCCACCGCCCCCACCCCCACCACCACCACCACCACCAACAACAAAGUGAAGGAUUCUGAUGUGCAAAGUAAAGAAGAGGAGGUGGAGGAGGGGGUGGAGAAGAGUUUUGUGGAGGGGAACAUUGGGGGACAGCAGCCAAGGAGGUGCACCCAUUGCUUAGCACAAAGGACCCCACAGUGGAGGGCAGGACCAUUGGGUCCAAAAACUCUAUGUAAUGCAUGUGGGGUGAGGUACAAGUCAGGGAGGUUGCUGCCUGAGUAUAGGCCAGCCAAAAGUCCUACUUUCGUGAGCUAUUUGCACUCUAACUCUCACAAGAAAGUUAUGGAGAUGAGAAUGGCCUUGCUCCCUUCGGUCCCCAAGUGAUCUUCCCUUGGAAAUUUCUCAUUUUUCAGUAUGUAAAUUAAAGUUUAGAGUUUUAGAUAUAAAAAUAUGGAGAAAUUUUUAACUACUAGUAGUAGUAGUAGUAGUACUAUUAGCAGUGCUUAUUUGUUUAGGCUUUAGUAUCAGUCUACUUUUAUGCUUCCACUUAUUAGUGAAAAUUCAAAACUUUAAGGCCUUCUUCUUCUUCUUCUUCAGUUCUUCAAACAUCUCUCUCUUGAGCAAAUUUUAUUGGGGUUGUUCCAAAAAGUGCUUAUGGGUAUUGGGGCUGUGCAAGAGCCCUAGCUUCUUUUGCUUUUCGUAUAUUGUUUAUGAUAUUUUGUUUUGAAUUUGUAUAUAGAAUCCAAGACUGAUU
This is a messenger RNA of Pistacia vera, 1470 nucleotides long. Its product is annotated as GATA transcription factor 2-like. Gene Ontology annotation, biological process: regulation of DNA-templated transcription. Bases 174 to 1100 code for a protein of 308 amino acids. The record is from RefSeq and is a predicted model, not a curated record. NCBI's taxonomy places the organism in Eukaryota, Viridiplantae, Streptophyta, Magnoliopsida, Sapindales, Anacardiaceae. Gene Ontology annotation, molecular function: zinc ion binding; sequence-specific DNA binding. The transcript is spliced from 2 exons.